CCAAAGACCCCACCAACUUUCUUUUUCUCCCUUUCUACUCCAUUAAAAACCCAAAUUUUUCCCCCUAAACCCCCCCAAGAGAAAAAGAGAGAGGAGAAAGCCUCUCUACAUCUUGCCAAUGGCGACUAUGGCUUCUCUUUUUCUCAAAACCCCAGGUCCAUCUCAAUCUCUACCCAAAACCCACAAAACCCAUUUCGUUUUACCUCUCAAUCUCCCACUUUCAUGGCGUUCCAAGUAUCGGGCCGGGUCGGGGACGGCGUCGGCCCGAAUCCGGUGCGGGCUGAUCGAGCCCGAUGGUGGGAAACUUGUGGAGCUCGUAGUCGAGGAGCCACAAAGAGAUUUGAAGAGGAGACAAGCUUUGUCUCUUCCACAGAUCAAGUUAUCGAAGAUUGAUAUUCAAUGGGUACAUGUGCUCAGUGAAGGCUGGGCUAGCCCAUUGAAAGGAUUCAUGAGAGAAUCCGAGUUCCUCCAAACUCUUCAUUUCAAUUCGCUCCGACUUGGUGACGGCUCAGUCGUCAACAUGUCGGUGCCGAUUGUGCUCGCCAUUGAUGAUUCUUAUAAGAAUAACAUCGGUGAUUCGAGCAGUGUUGCCCUUGUUGAUGAUAAGGACAAACCUAUUGCCAUUCUUAACGAUGUUGAGAUCUACAAGCAUAAUAAAGAAGAACGGACAGCCAGAACUUGGGGAACCACUGCCCCAGGUCUACCUUAUGCAGAGCAAGCAAUAACUCAUGCUGGAAACUGGCUAAUUGGUGGUGAUUUGGAAGUUAUAGAACCAAUCAAGUAUCAUGAUGGUCUUGACAGGUUCCGUCUUUCCCCUGCUGAACUUCGAGAUGAAUUUACGAGGCGCAAUGCAGAUGCAGUGUUUGCUUUUCAACUCAGAAAUCCAGUGCAUAACGGUCACGCAUUAUUGAUGACUGACACUCGUCGUCGACUUCUUGAGAUGGGAUACAAGAAUCCUGUCCUUUUGCUUCAUCCUCUUGGAGGUUACACAAAGGCAGAUGAUGUUCCACUUCAGUGGCGUAUGAAGCAACAUGAGAUGGUACUUGAGGAUGGGGUGCUUGAUCCAGAAACCACCGUAGUCUCUAUAUUCCCAUCUCCCAUGCACUAUGCUGGUCCAACAGAGGUUCAAUGGCAUGCAAAGGCCCGCAUCAAUGCAGGUGCUAACUUCUACAUUGUGGGCCGUGAUCCAGCUGGCAUGGGCCAUCCACUAGAGAAGAGGGAUCUUUAUGAUGCAGAUCAUGGAAAGAAGGUACUCAGUAUGGCUCCUGGGCUGGAGCGGCUGAAUAUCUUGCCUUUCAAGGUGGCUGCUUAUGAUAAAACUCAGAACAGAAUGGCAUUCUUUGAUCCUUCUCGGCCUCAAGAUUUCCUUUUCAUAUCAGGCACCAAGAUGCGAGCACUUGCAAAGAACAAAGAGAGCCCUCCAGAUGGUUUUAUGUGCCCUGGUGGUUGGAAGGUCUUGGUGGACUACUAUGAUAGUUUGACUCCAUCUGAGAAUGGCAAAGUUCCUGAACCUGUCGCAGUUUGAAGCUAUCAUCAGUAUCAAUGGUGUGUUUUGGGAGAAACCUUAAAAUUUAAUGUAGCUCCAGGUUUGGUACCACAUUCCUCUCAAAGGACAAUAAUAAUAGGGAGACACUGGUAUUGUUGUGUGAGAAAAAGUGUCUCCCAUCUUGUAAAUUAUUUAAGUGCCAAACACGGCACCUUAACUUUGUCGACACAUCUGCGUGGAGUUGUAUCAUAUGUUUGCUGUCAUGAAUAUGAAUUUCAGGUUUUCGGGUGUUA
Molecule: messenger RNA, 1779 nt
Organism: Solanum dulcamara
Lineage: Eukaryota; Viridiplantae; Streptophyta; Magnoliopsida; Solanales; Solanaceae
Product: ATP sulfurylase 1, chloroplastic-like
Exons: 5
Coding region: 119-1525 (468 amino acids)
Biological process (GO): sulfate assimilation
Molecular function (GO): adenylylsulfate kinase activity; sulfate adenylyltransferase (ATP) activity
Source: RefSeq, a predicted model, not a curated record